UGGCUUCGGACGUUCAGUGUAUAGAUAUCGCUGCGCUGAACAACAUCGCGAUAUCAUUUUUAACGUGUUUCUUUAUUCAUUUUCCGCGACUGUCAACCGAAAAGUGACCAGUGAGUGAACCAAACGCAACGUUGUUCAUCAAAUGCAGUGUCCACCAUGGUGCACAGUGGUCCGCCUCCGGUUUCUUCAGCAUCUCCUUUCUGAUACCGACUUGUAGGAUUCUCCUUUGAAUCCACGAUAAAGUCUCGGUGUAGCGAUAAAAAGAGAAAGAGCAAAGGGAAAACGUAUGCAGAGUACUGACACUUUUUCCGCCCCCCCGAAAGGAUAAAGAAAACGUGAAACGGCCGUGAAAAGGAUGCGAGCGGUCGGACGGCGGAUCAAGAGACAAAAGGUUUCUCGGCGAGGCUGCAAGCAUCUCGGGGUACUCGCGAGAUCAGGCUCGCAAAUUACGGUGCACUUACGCGGCGCGAGCAAAGGCGCAUCAUGGAAAACGUCCUCGCGAGCGCUCGUCAACUGGUGUACCAGCCUCUGAAGUGUCAUCGCUAAGAAGCUAAUCGCAGUCAUGUCGAACGGGUCUAACACGACCGACGAUUUUCUCGACUACGACAUCAACGAGUCGUUCAGCCACUUCGACUGGGCGGAACUUGGCCCCGUCGUCGUCGUCUAUUCCCUCACGUUCAUCCUUGGAUUAGUCGGGAACGUCGUCAUCAUCGCUUCCACGCUCUGCCCGAGGUUGCGACCCCUGCCCGCGACCCCGACCAAUGUCUUUCUCGGCGGUUUGGCAACGGCCGAUCUCCUUCUCAUACUCUUCUGCAUUCCCGUUAAGGUCGCCAAGCUGUUCUCCUACACAUGGACCAUGGGGCUGUUUCUCUGCAAGUCGGUGCAUUAUAUGCAGAGCGUGUCCGCUAUUUGCUCUGUCAUCACGCUGACCGCGAUGUCCGUGGAAAGAUAUUAUGCAAUAGUGCAUCCAAUGAGAGCGCAGUACACGUGCACGAUAAGCCAGGCCCGUAAGAUCGUGAUUAUAACAUGGGUGGUGUCGUUUCUGCUCGGUAUUCCGAUGAUUUUCACACAGACGCACAAGGUGGUCGGGAGGAGGUUGAUCGCCUAUUGGUGCGUCCGGGACUCCGACGCCGGUCUUCUUUGGCUCGCGCACGAGGUCUACAUGCUGAUCGUCGUCCUCAUUCUGCCUCUGAUCAUCAUGGCGUUCUGUUACACGGCGAUCUGCUGGGAAAUCUGGCGAGUGAUGAAACGUCGCUACCACAUGACGUCGCGCCACGCAUUAAACCCGAACAACCUGAACGCCGAGUCGAUACCCAUGACACAAAGGCAGAGCAUGCGGAACGGUCGCCGUUCCUAUCGAGAAGACGGACAAACGGAGGAGGAAUCUCGAACCAUGAAACAGGUGGUGAAGAUGCUGGUGGCCGUGGUGGUGCUGUUCGCCAUUUGCUGGGGGCCGAUCCUCGUAGACAACAUACUCACCGCUUCCGGCUACGUGCCGCGCAAUAAAACCGGGACGUACAAACAUCUUAACACCGCCUUCCAGCUGAUGGCUUAUUUUAACAGCUGCAUAAACCCGAUCGUUUACGGGUUUAUGUCGAAGCACUUCCGAGAAAGCUUCUUGGCGGCAGCCUGCGGCGGUUGGUGGAUCUGCUGCCCGAAAAGAGGCUACCGAGCGCCGGUGAAGAGGCACCCCAGCCUCAGUCAGACCAGAACCACCAGCGUCAGGUGCACGCCGCGGCGAUCGGAUCCCAUAAUUUUCGUUCCCCGUGUGUAUUUGCUCGCUCAAUUAACAGUGCACCCCUGUAAGCACGCGAUCGGACGUAACCCGGUACGAUAUCUCGAAACGGGAAACCCGACGCGGCCCGGUUAGCCGCGUUAUGUCGAUUAAAAAACAACAGAAAAAGCACAAGAGAAUCAGGAGGCAAAGCCGCCGAUUUCGUCCAUCUUCGAUUUUCCGACAGCGUCCACCUCGAAAACCAAUUCUCGUCGGUAUUAUUCUCGAACGAAAACGCAUCCCCGAGGAAAGAUAGAAAACCCGGCCAAAAAGUAGAGCGAAAGGAGACAAAAGUGAAAAAAGUGGCGGAGAAUCGAAAUGGGACUCGAGCUAUCGAAUGUCUCCCGGCGUGUCUCUUCGCGAAAUGAAACGGUCGGGCGAUAUUUCCUCGGACGGGGGAAUCUAUGUGUACAGCGGUACACCGUUCGAUUGUUCGUCGAGGACGUACCGCGCGGGACAAUAUGGUGGCCGCGAGUUUUCCAUAUUCGACGCGGUCGGUCUCGAAUCCGAAAUUCGGCGAGCAGCGAGUCCCUUCCGUUCUUAUAGUCGGCCUGUUUUCCACCGCGUCUGCUUUCAGAUGGACUUGAUUCUUUGGUCGCACCCGGCCCACGUCGAGGCAGCUAUUUCACAGGUAAAGAAACCGGUGACUGGGUCGGGGAGACGCGAGAACGCCGCACCGGAGAAAACGAAAAAGAGUUUCCAGCUGGAACGAACCGGGACCGCCUCCAGGACUGUCCUCCUUAAUUCGCAAGUUGCGACGAGGGAUCGACCCGUGGAACUUUCGUUUCACUCGGACCCGGACGGACGAUCUCCCUUUGUCGACAAGAAAAUCGGAAACAUCGAAACGAUCUCCUCGCCUCCGAGCUCCCGUCGAUCCUCCGUUCCGAAAGCUGACAGAACAACGAGUUGUCCGGCAGAAGAAGAAAGCAAUUUGCAUUUAAUUAAACUUUCCGCGAAGAGGCAGCUGCGCAGGGCAUUUUUGUCCGGAAAUUUCGAGCGGAACGCGGAGCGUCGAUAUUUUCCCGGACAGAGUUUUCCGAAACGGCGAUCAUUGAAAUUCGAAUACGGAAAUGUAUUAUUGGCUGUUGAUCCACAGCGUCGUGCGAAUGGUACGACGGCCAUUGAUGGGUUCGAAACGUGCGAUUCCUGAAUCGAAGUUCCUCUUUAAUUCAUUGCUUCCUAUGGAAACCGCGGCCGCGCAGCUUCCGAGGUGAACCGCUUCGAUGAAAGGGGCGAGGAACGACCUCCCCAGCGAACCUCGGGACAUUAACUAACUGUAAGUCGCCGAUCAAGCGGGCUCCUUUAUUUAUUCGUGCGUGUGUAAGCUUCUAUAAUAGCUACGAAAUCCGAAGAGCGUCGCGCGUUCGAGGGAGAGCGACGCGUGCAGAGCGAAUCGGACGGGUCGCGUUGUAAAAUAAAAUCGCUGAUCGCGUUUCUUCUCGUCGUAUCAUUCGAACGGUCUUGUUAAUUAGAGACCGGUAAUCCUGUAUCUCGAUUUAGCUGGUAGCGAACCGAAUCUCGCGCGAAAUUCGCCGCGAGAUUUUCGACAGUGGGGAAACAAAAGCGCUAAUCGACUGAACAACACUGAGCAUACGGACGCGUAUAAUUAUGUCCGUAGGACUCGAUCGGCUUCAAUCGAUCCAAUUAGUCUAGAUCGCGUUAAGUCUCGUGUACGGUAGCUUUCUCGACAGGGCCUAGAAUUCACGGACGGCCUCUGCUAAGUGUAUUUUUCCAAUUCUCCUCGUGCUUCUGUGUGCUAAUCGCGAGAGUAACCGCGGCGCGAUCGAUUUUUCUCCUCGUCAGCGAUAUUUGGAAGAAGACGAUUCGCUCGCGUACCCUAGGAUAGGAUUUUCUCGAAACUUCUCUCGCAUACAUUCGGUCGGUCAAUCGUUUCUCCUCGAAUUAACCCUUCGGGACACGCCCAAUUCCUGGUUUCUCUCGACUCCUUCUCUCUGCGUUACAGAAGUUGCCAUAACCUACCGAUAAUUUACAUCUUUUUACAUUUUUAUAGCCACCUUUGAUCGUAGAAACUAGUAAAGACGCGCGACGACCGAAUAACGAAAAACGAAAAACGACGAACGAAAUAAAACCACUGGAAACGAUUAACAAUGAAAGUCUGUGCGUUGCGCCGAAAUCCCCGAAGGAUUAACCAAAGGAACUCUCGCGCUCGACGACUCGCCGUCCGUUCGACGAGCUCUCGUUUCGCGUGUUAAUCGUAAAUCCGUUGAAUUCCACCCUGUAAUUUAUAAACUAAGAGUCUGAGUGUACGUGUGUGUAUGCGUGUGCGUGUGUACGCGGCGCAAUCGGAAAGAUGCAUCUUCGUAAAAGUUGUCGAAUUCGACGUACAGACCCGGUAGAAUGUCGCGGACGAUGCAAUUCGUCUGCCGCGCGCCGUAACUCCUCGUUUCCACCGUGCUCGUCGAAGCGAUCCGCUCGGCAAACAAUGUACCAUUCCGCGUCGGUAUUUAUUUUCGCACCGAUGACUGUUCGCGCGCGACUGACGGAACGCAUCGAUUUUUUUUCGGUGGAACGUGUCCGCAUGUAAAUAGAAAAAUGAAUCGUCGGAAACGAAAUAUCUUUCUCAUACUCCUCGAUCGUAACGUACCGGCGGACCCCUGAAAAGCGAUUCGGAUUCGACGCCCCGAAUCAACUUGUCGAAUAAACGUUCGAACGUCCGCGGUGUAUGCAUCGCGAACAAAGAAGCAACGGAUUAAUUCCGCCGAGCCGAGCCCGGGGGAGACUUGGAAUUACCCCGCGAGUUUCAUGAAAACCGAACUCCGGGGCCGCGCCGCAAAUCUCUAUUUCAACGAGCAUAUUAUCGCUAGGUCUUGCACGUGUACCGAGCUUCCAAGCGUUAAUUCCAUCAAAGCCACGUAACAAUAAUUUAAUUUAUCGUCGUCCUCUUUUUUCAACGAUUCUUCGAUUCCCUUCUUGAUCAUGUUCUUGUUCUUGUUCUUGUUCUUGUUCUUGUUCUUUUUCCUCGUCGGUUUUUCCUUCUCCGCUACCCCAGCGUCCCUCGGCCGUUGAAAACGAACGCCGAAUUCCAUCUAUGCACCAUCGACAACAAAUUAAGGUAAUUGGAUUUGUUGAAAAACUGCACUCGAUGUUUCGCAAUGAAUCGCGGAACGAAAGUCAGCGGUUCGUACGUGCAAUUGAAAACUCGAGCUUUUCAGGAAAACGAGGGAAUUCGAGAAUUUCGGUUCAUCGCGGCGCGAUAAUUAGCGAACUGUGUAUUCAUUCGCGUGUUAUUCAACGAGAUUCAGAAUUGAACAGGGUCGAAA
Messenger RNA from Nomia melanderi (Alkali bee), 5055 nucleotides. Its product is annotated as QRFP-like peptide receptor. The record is from RefSeq and is a predicted model, not a curated record. Gene Ontology annotation, biological process: G protein-coupled receptor signaling pathway. Gene Ontology annotation, cellular component: plasma membrane. Lineage: Eukaryota; Metazoa; Arthropoda; Insecta; Hymenoptera; Halictidae. Gene Ontology annotation, molecular function: neuropeptide Y receptor activity.